Molecule: messenger RNA, 6999 nt
Organism: Synchiropus splendidus (mandarinfish)
Lineage: Eukaryota; Metazoa; Chordata; Actinopteri; Syngnathiformes; Callionymidae
Gene: eps8a
Product: epidermal growth factor receptor pathway substrate 8a
Exons: 22
Coding region: 193-2712 (839 amino acids)
Biological process (GO): regulation of Rho protein signal transduction; Rho protein signal transduction; positive regulation of ruffle assembly
Cellular component (GO): ruffle membrane; plasma membrane; vesicle
Molecular function (GO): actin binding
Source: RefSeq, a predicted model, not a curated record
GUCAAGUGUACUUGCCAAGAAGCCACAUCUCACUGGGGAGCGGCGACUAAAUGUCAUUCCUGAAGCCGAGGCAAGAGCCUUUUCUUCGGAUGUAGAGAGCCACCGUAUCAUCCUCUGGAGCGGAGAGGUCUGCGGCUUGUGCCAUGUUUAAAUGUCUUUUCAGCUGCAGCUGAUGGUUCACAGUGAAAAGUGAUGAACGGCUUCGAAUCUCCAAGUUUUGUGGCCUCCAUCUACCAAAGCAACGGCCAUGAUGUUCAGGAAGCUUUCAAGCAGAAGGCCAAGUCUGGUGCCAAAGCUCUCUACGAACAUCGAAAAUAUUUCACCAAGACCAGCAUCAACAGUCUGACUGACACAUCGCUCUACCAUGUGGAGCACCUGAUGACCUUCGUGCUGGACCGCAAAGAUGGCAUGAUCACGGUGGACGACGGCAUCCGUCGGCUGCGUCUGCUGGACGCCAAAGGGAAAGUCUGGACACAGGAGAUGAUGCUGCAGGUGGAGGAGAAGAGUGUGAGCCUGAUCGACCAGGAGACCAAGAACGAGCUGGAGAACUUCCACAUCGGAACAGUGCAGCAUUGCCAGGCAGUGAUGAAUGCCUGUAGCUAUGACUCCAUCUUGGCUCUGGUGUGCAAGGAGUCGGGUCAGAUCAAAGCUGACCUGCACCUCUUUCAGUGUGACCACAUCAAGGCGAAUCUGAUCCAAGCCGACAUAGAAAGUGCCAUGAUUGAUGCCAAAGGGGGGAAAGUGAAGAAGAGACCCGAGGCGCUCAAGAUGAUUCUGAAAAGUGACGGAAUCAUCCCGCCGCCCCCAGCUGCUCCGGCUCCGGAGCCUCCAGAGUCUCCGGGUCAGCUGGAUGUCAAGAGCCGAGCGGCGGCCUGGUCUGCCUGGACCAAUGAGCAACAGGAGUCAGAUGACAAGCGGAGAGCAUCGGUGGAGGUGGACGGCUCGGUGGAGAUGGCUGCAGCCCGAAUUGACAGAGAAGUGCAAAUCCUGAACCACAUCCUGGACGACAUCGAGUUCUUCGUCACCAAACUGCAGAAGGCAUCCGAGGCCUUCAGUGAGCUGUCCAAGAGGAAAAAGGUCAAGAAGGGCAAAAAGAAAAUGCCAGGAGAGGGAGUGCUGACCCUGCGAUCCAAACCUCCACCUGAGGACGAGUUUGUCGACUGUCUGCAGAAAUUCAAAUAUGCAUUUAACCAGCUGGGGAAGCUGAAGCUGCACAUCCAGAACCCAAGUGCUGAUGACCUGCUGCACUUUCUCUUCACUCCUCUCAGAAUGGUGAUCCAGGCGUCUGGCAGCGUGGAGCUGGCUCGCAGCGUGGUGGUUCCCCUGCUCACCAGAGAGGCCAUUGACUUCCUGCACGGUGCUGGAACAGCUGAAGAGCGGCACCUGUGGGUCGCACUGGGCGAUGGAUGGACCAAAUGCAGGUUGGAGUGGCCCAAGGAUCACUACUUCCCUCCCUGUGUGCUAAAAUUUCGGGAUGGGUGGGAGCCUCCCCUGGUGCCAAUAUCAACGCCCUCCCACAAACGUGAGAUGACCCGGCUGGCUGAGAGUCUGGCCAAUGGUGAAGUCCAACAUCAGGAGCGGGCGGCCGUGAAGUACCCCACUGACGGGUACGCAGUCAACAGCACCCCCUACAAGCGCAUGCUGGACCAGGACGCUGCGGCAGAUGCGAUUAGACAGGCAGUCAACCGCCAUGUUGACCGAAACUUUGAGGCAGACAUCCGAAAUGAACCAAAACUUUUUGCCAAAUCCAAGUACGACUUUGUGGCGAGAAACAACACUGAGCUGUCUGUGCUGAAGGAUGAAGUGGUCGAGGUCCUGGAUGACAGGAAACAGUGGUGGAAAGUGCGGAAUGGUGCCGGGGAGUUCGGUUAUGUGCCAAACAACAUCCUGGAGCUGACGAAGGCGGUGGACAUGACAGGCAGAGGAGAAGGUGUCUACAGUCACACCAUCCAGCUCAUGAUGCCAAAAAAGGAGUUUGAGUUGUUCAAGCAACUGCUGGGAGAGCUGAACCAGAAACAGACGACCCGGUCGGACCCCUUCCCCGCUAAGCCAGCAGCGACACCGAUGCCUCCGGUCCCCACGCCACCUCCUUCAGGUCCUGCCAGACUCCCCACUCCACCACUGCCCCCACCGGCCGCUGAACCCGUCAAGCAGCCAAACAACAGCGUCAGCACCAUAAGUCGGCAGAACAGCACCACGUCCAGCGACGUCACCAGCGUCGCCAUGAGGGAGAACAACAACCCCAAGCCUGCACUUGCCAACCGUCGGAAGUCCAACAUGGAGGAAGUUCAGGAUGAGCUGAUUCAGCGACUGACCAUUGGCCGCAGCGCUCAGAAGAGGUUUCCUCAACCAAGUCGCGGUACCGGCCUGCCAGCAAUCAGCAUCACGUACGACUCGCCGCCUGCCGAGGUCCGGCACUGGUUGGAGGCCAAAGGCUUCAGUGCAGUCACCAUCAGCAGCCUCGGUGUCCUCACCGGAGCACAGCUCUUCUCCCUCAACAAAGAGGAGCUCAAGACUGUUUGUCCUGAUGACGGAGCUCGUGUCUUCAGUCAGGUGACCGUCCAGAAGGCGGCGCUGGAGGUGAGUGACCUCACACAAGAUCUCAAACACAAUCCUGCAUAUUUAGUGGACGACUCUGAAUCAGUUCCUCCCAGAACAUCAAUGUUUGUAACGGUAUAUUUUUGGAGUGAGAGAUUUAGCAAGAACCACUAGGGUCAGGUAUCUGCACCACUGAGCCCAAAUGGGGAACUACACUUGAGUUCAUCCUUGAUCUCACCCAUGGAUGGCAGAGAAGCUCUCUGCCUUGUUCUCUCACAGACAAGCAGUAUGAACUCACAAGUGGGAAUCUCAUGACUUGAUAGGGAACAUUGUCACUGUCACUCUGCAUCCAUUGGUGUCCCUUUGAAAGACUCCUGACCGUGCUGUUGAUGUGUUUAUCCAUCAAUAAUCAUCAUUACUUUUCUUAAUAUUUGGUCAGUUACUUAUAAAGUCAUGACUCAAUAAAAUCCCCCAUUUGUUUUUACCCUCUUUCCCGAGAUCAUGUUGAAAAAACCUGUGGCAUGUUUUCAUUCCAAAUGAUCUGAAAUACAGUUUGCAUCGAAACAUCUGGUCUUUUGAAACGUGUGACGGUGGAAAAGCAAAUGAUACACUGCUGGUCACUGAGUUUCCAGCAUGCUGUUUGGCUCACCUUCAAGUCCUUGUCUCUGGGUGCGUCUGCAGACCUGUUGAGGGUCUCUGUCUGGUCUGUGGUGUCUCUCUCCGCCUGCAGGUCUUCUUCUGACCCCCUUAUGAUCUUCUGACUCGGUUCAGUCCCUCAGGUAUCACCUACAUCAGCCGAGACGCCGCCCUGGUGGUCAGAUUGAAAGCCUUCAGACACAGACAAUCGGUGAUCAUUCCAUCCACCAAAAGAGGAGAUUCAGUUCCUUCAUAUAUCCAUCUUAAGUCUGACCAGCAGGGGGCUUCUCAUUUUAGGAUAGCAGCACCUUUGAGGUAGCACUGUUUGCUUGUGCUCCCAAGACCCCAGAAUGAACCCGAUUCUUCACCUGUGACCCCACAACUCUAGAACCCUGAACAAAAGGCUGCAACUGUAUAAUUGUGUUCUGCUUGCUAGCAUAGCUUUGAUUAGCGAUUCUGCUUCCCACGUUGCACCUCCACCACAGUGAAUAAGUUUUGUACAAUUUGGAUUAUCAAUAUCAUGGAAAAUCAGAAUCAGAACUUAUAUUUGCUUUAGACAUUACCGCAGAAACUGGUGGGGUUCCUCAGAGCUCCAUUCUUGACCCUCUGAAUGGUUGAAGGUGCAGAUAUUUUUUAAUCAAUGUUAAAUCAGAGAUGACUAUAAAUAUUUUGCAUUUCAGGUAGUUUUUAAACACCAGAUCCCUGUUGUAGAACCAAUAUGACAUAGUCAGAUAUAGAACCCACAAGAAUUAUAUCUUGUACCUUGGUGUCUACUCGAUGCAUCACAAACAGAAUGUUGUUUGCACACAAGACUCCCUUGUGUGAGAAACAGAUUACAGCAGUGGAGUUCCACAGGGCUUCGUUUUUGGCCCUUAUUCAAGAAUGGCAAUUAUAUUUGAUUCAUGGUUUGUUUAUCGUGCUAAAUAUUUAAACAGGCAUUAUUAUUAUGACAUUAUUAUUAGGUAUCAUAAGGUAGUUGACACUUACAAAGUCUUUAAAGUCAAUAUUGUACAAAACUGUCAAUUUCAUGUCGGGUUUGGCAUGAAGGUUGCUAGAGUGUUCAGCUGUGUAGCAAACGUGUGAGUGUUUUUAGCCGGUUGAGGUUGAUCUACUUUGCAAACAAAUGCUUUUCUGAUGACGGUGAGUAACUCAAUGUUUUGGUUGCGACGUUUUAAACUGAAGAUGGUUUCACGAAGAUCUUAUAUACAUUGAUAUUUCGGUGUACCAAAUAUCUGUUUACAUUGACAUGAAUAUUUAAAGAUGUGUGCAAAUGAAAGACGCCUCUGUGUCGACGGUGCACAUCUGUUUCUUUUACACUUCUCAGGCCGGUAAAACCUAAAUCACCAGUGAAUGGGAUCUUUGUGGAACCACGUUUGUAGUCUAAGUGCAUGCUGUUUUUACCCAGCAUGCACCCUGACUAUCAGCUGACUGUAGAAAUGCUUGUUCACAUGCUCUUCACAGCUAACAGCAGGUGCUAAGUGCUUUUGGGGAUGUGUGGAGGUGUUCACUGUGAUGGUGGGAGGAAAUAUAGGGCCUUGUAUUUGAUGCAACUAGAAUGUCUCUUUUUAUAUAUUUUAUAUCUCGACUAUUUCAUACCUCAAUUACAUUGUGUUUGACAAGUGUUUUUUUUUUUUUGUGAAAAAAAAUAAAUCAGAAAAAUAUGAUUUUGUAAUUGUUUUCAUGGUUUGCCCAUAACUUUGCUGUUUCCUACUUUUUAUAAUAUAUUUAUUGAUUUAAAAUGAGAAUAUUAACAUAAUCUAGCUGGCUAUCAUCGUAUACUUUUUUUUCCUUUUUAUUUUUACUGAUGUUAUUAACAUUUUUUUCCAUCAUAUCUUGCUUUGGCUUCCUUCUGUCUCAUGGCCUGAUGGCCCCUCAGAAUAUAAUGUGGGCCCCAAGGAAAGUGAAUUGCCCACCUCUGAGUUCGCAGUCGUGCACCUCCACAGAAUUUCCCACAAGCUUGCUGGGCCUCUCUGUCUGUUUUUGUCACGUGAUCUUUACUUUGUCUCCGUUCUUCUUCUCUGCAGAGGAGCUCAGGCUCCGAGCUGCAGGAGAUCAUGAGGCGGCGGCAGGAGAAAUUGGCCGCUAGCACCUGCGACUCUGGGGUGGAGUCCUUUGAUGAAGGCAGCGCCCACUGACGGAGUUCCUCCUUGCUGCCUCACUGUCUCUGCCCCUCUCUACGUCCUCAGGCAGCGGUUGAUCGAGCCAAGUUCGUGGAGAUCAUGCGGCGCAGACAGGAACUCCUCAGUUCGUCUCCAUAGAAACCGUCAGGAAUGUUCUGCCAUAUUUGCCUGAAGUUCAAAAGACUGUUAAAGUGUGUCUGUGAAGAAGAAUAUAAGACUUUCUCUUGUGGCAUUUCAGUCUUUUCUUCCAAAAUAAACUGACAAUUAUUAAAAAAUGGGGAGCAGAACGGUUUGCAUAAAAACAGUGAAUGUGCAAUACAUAUGAAGCUAUACAGUAUAGAGCAUACGUUGUAUUCUUCAUACUUGUGGAGCCGAAGUGAUGAAGUCAUGAUUUUCUGUGUGAAUGUAAGUGGAGGGGAAGAUUCCUGUCUAAGACAACAGAACAGAAAGCUGAAGAUUCCAGUCUUUGUCAUUUUAAAUCAAAUGUCUUGAAGGACAUUCAUUCCCAAAAUCAGAUUCUUUUAUUCCUUACAUAUUUAAGUUAUUUUAGCUGAAGAAACUAAGACUAUUAAUGAUACAUUUAAGUAAUUUAUUCAUAGAAUCAAUAAGUAAGUAGAAAAAAAAUGUAUAUUUUAUUUGUAUUUUUGUUCUGAAAGAUUGUCAGUUUCCUUAAAAGCAAAUAGAAUGUUACGAAUGUUAUCUAAAAUGUCUGAACGCAAGUCUGAUGAAUCAUCUGAAAGAAUGAAAAAAUGUGUACAAUUUCAGAUUUGUUUUCCUGGCAAGCUUGUUUAGUAGUUUCUUUAAAUGCACAAGAGCUCGAUAUUAGAACUAUGAUAAACACAGUAGGAGUGUCUUCAGUUUUGCACCUUCUGUUUCAGAUUGUUGAGGGCCUCUUAAAGGAAUGAGCGCUAGGUUUUGUGAAGACACCUGUUGUUGACAGGAGCACAUUAUUCAACGUUAACAAUCCCUAAACGUGUGUAAUGUCUGGGAUGUUUUUUAUGAUAGCCACUUGUUAUUGAGCACGUGAAAGGAUGCUCGCUACAUUAGCUUCAUCUGUUGGUUAAACUGACACACGCUGUAGAUUUAUAAUACCGUGGAAUGGAUCAUUUAAAAUAACAAAGAUGGCUUGUAGAGGCGAAAUAUCUGUUCACGUACUGUAGAGCGUGGUAACUCAGUUACGCUAGUGUCAUUGACCUGUUGGUGACUUGGCCAGCCGGAGUAAACCCACAAAUGUUGUCCUGUAAAUACAAAUGUAACCUGUAAAUAACUUCAAAUCACUUGAGCUAUGGUGAACCAUUUCAAAUAAGACGGUACAAAAUGGCAUCUUUUAGAUUUAGGUCUUGAUUUCUAGACGAAUUGGUGAGUUCCCUUAUUUACAUGGCAAAAUACGUUUUCACACAGACACCUGAUAUUUCCGAGCGUUUCUGUCCGGGCUGUGGAAAGAGCCAUGCUGUUCUAGGUUUGUUCAUGCUGGACAUGGAUUCCACUUCUUCAACCUUGUGCCCCGGAUGAAAUAUAAUCAUUAUGUUGCUUUCAUAAAUGGAAUCAAGUGUUCUACAAGCCAAUCACAAAGUAUUUUACACGUAUGUUUAUAGUUAUCAUGGUGCCUUUUCCAUUUAAACAGUCGUCAAAAUUCCAUUUGAAAAUGGAUGUCUCCUGGUUUUGCCACAUUUGGAAGCUGAAUAAAGGAAUACGUCACUUCUCA